Messenger RNA from Lobosporangium transversale, 1671 nucleotides. RefSeq lists its product as hypothetical. Bases 1 to 1671 code for a protein of 556 amino acids. The record is from RefSeq and is a predicted model, not a curated record. Lineage: Eukaryota; Fungi; Mortierellomycota; Mortierellomycetes; Mortierellales; Mortierellaceae. The transcript has 7 exons.
AUGGUGGAAAGAGUGAAUCAAGCGUAUCGGGAAUAUUCAAUACACGAAGAUCUUCGAGACUCCGUACUCGGCUCAGUGCAACGUAUGCUUGCCCAGAACAAAACAUGCUGCUCAAGUCCACCAGGGCUGCGGGUAGAGUCAUUCCUUGUCCUCGAUGAACUGUCAAACCCCAAUAUCAUCCAUUGCCCGGAACACUCUGAUGUCUUCUUCCCGCACCAAUUGCCUCGUCAGAUUCUCAUUGACCGAUUGUACUUUGGAUACCCUUGCCGAUAUGAACGUGUGGGGCUUACUCAGUUGCUCUUCCUGCGAAUUCGGACCUCUUCUAAUGAUCGAAAGAAAGUGAAAGAAAUGAUCUUGGUCCGGCCCCUGUUGGCGACAAGGGGAAAUAAAGUUGAUCCUUGUGAAUUGCGCAAAGACUGGUGUUUGCCACACCCAUUCCUGAUGCAUGUCUGCAUCCCCUCUCCAUCCUCUCGACCCACCCUUCCCUUCCCUGAUCCGCACCACUGGCCCGAGCUGUCCAAAAUCUCCAAAGCAGACUACAGGGAUACCUCCGAAGGGCAGAUUAACCACAUCUGGAUCUCUACCUCUGCCAAUUGCCUUCAAAGCCAAGUCCAUUUGCGACAACAUCGUGGCCGACACCAUCGAUAUCUCAUCCACAAUAAUACAUGGUUGUCUUCCUCGAGCCCAAAUCUGAUGAAUGUUCCAGCCAAGGCUGUGUCACUUCCGCGCCAAAGAACCGAUGGAUGGUCAUCCCAUUCACAUUCACAGCAGCCACACCCGAAGGCGCGAGCACCACUGGCUCGUACAACCCAGCCCCUUGAAGUCGGAUCACGAGCUUACGCAAGAGUGUGGACUUUCCUGUUCCUGCUGGGCCCGACACAAAAACUGCUAACCCAAGUUCAAAGAUGGAAUUCAUUUCAGAAACUUCCAACCAUCUGUCGCAAUCAAUCCUCAUUGGCAAGUGCAGCAUCAUUAAAUGAGCGCAGGUGUCAUCCAAAUCCACCAUCGGUGUCCUUCGAUGGCGCACCACACAAAAAUGGUCUCCUUCGUAUGCCUUGUAUUUCCUUGGAGGAUUAUGCCCAUCCAGAUAUGUACAUUGAGGAUCAGGAGCCAGAUCAUCAUAUGGAGGUUCCCGUUGUUGCCCUGCCACUCGUCCAAACACCUGCCGGAACUUCUUGUAGAACUCUGGAUAGAGUCAUCUUCAAAAACCUCCUCAUCAUCAUCGUCUCGAACCGCACGGAUGACUCCUUUUCGCUCCGAUGGCAAAUGUGUUGGGAGGUAGCGAACAGCAUGGCUUUUACCAGACAUGUAGUAGCUUCCUACAUCCAUCACCACCUCUGGCAGGGAAACACGAUUAAAUGUCUCUGUUGUUGGUUCAAACAUUGUCCUUGGGCUUACUGGCUUUGGGAAGCCAAACCUGCACCGGACGACACCAUCGCUUCCCUUCCGCAUGCAAUAAGCUUCUGUAUGCUUAUGGAUCUGACAGGCAUGGACAAGGCGGCGAAGGUAUUCGCUCUCUGGGGUCGAGGAACAAGUGACGACAACGAGAUCCUUGUCCUCUCCCGCGCACUGCUCUAUCAGUGUCUCGAUGCUUCUCCUUGCCCAAAGAACUGCAUGUACAUGUGGACAUCCACGCUCCUGAUACUCCACAACCCAAGCAUAGGCUCUUAG